UAGAGAAGAAAUGGAUUGGAUUGGAUACCAGAAGACAAAAGCGAAAGCCAAGCACCAACAACCUAUGAUAGUGGCAUGGCAUCUCAUGUUUUUCUUGCAAGUCGUAAAUCCAAGAACUUUUCUUAGGCGCCCGUUCAAGACGUUCCCAUUCCUUUUUGGGCCUGCUAACUGACAGGUACUAUACUUGGGCUUUUACCAACUGGAUGUAUCAUAAUACGUGCGGCUGUCCAGGUUCCUCUUGCCGCUUCGAUAGACAAAUAGAGAUCGAUUCGCUCAGCUUUCCCAGGUUCUGAUGCCCCCUAACCCACGGACCCUAGGUACCCAGGCAUGUAUGUAUAAGCCUUCCCUUUGCCGCUGCAUUGUCGCUCCCUAGGCUCUCCAGGGGCGCUGUAUUGCAGGGGGGCAUUCCACCAAAAGCACAUAAAAGCUCUCCACUGAUGGAGGUUGUCUGUCCCUUUUUAGGUCAAGGUUUCGGAAAGCCCCACGACCCUUUUGGCGCUUCUACGAUCAUGGAUUUGCAUGGAUCCAUGUCGCCUGGCAAGAUCCUUGGAAUUGGGAUUUUCCCUUCAUCAUGACGAUUGCUCCACUACCUAUCUCUGUGAAAGCUGUCGCUCCUUACUCGCUCCUCCAAGUACCUUGCAGCUGGUGUCGACCAUUUGGCUGGCCCACUUCACAACGCAUUUCUCUACUGCAUACAACUUCUUCAUUGUCCUGUCGCUACCUUUUCUUUUGUUCUCUGGAUUACGAAGCCUAUCGUAACCCCAUUUGUUUCUUAUGUUCUGUUUGUGGACUGUGUAGACAUUCAACCGCACACCACUCCGCGAUUAGCAUUUCCUUUCAUCUUUCAUCUUUCAGGUUCUGUUCGUCAUUUGUUUCAUCGCUGGGUAUCUUGCAGCACAGCACGCAAUUAGAAGGCAUCGCCAACAAACAAAAGAGCCGCUUGGAAGCUCACUCCGAUACCGCAGUGCCUAUCUAGGUACUUUACCAUGGCGAACGUGCAUAGGCGAAACACGGCCUUCGCUGCUAGCACGCUAUACUUUCUAUCGAUACCCUUCUUGAUUCUCGUCAUAAUCGGUAAUACCCAUAUCAAUUCGACAUUGAACGACAUAUACUUCUUCAAGCUUGAUGUCUCUCAAGUUAUACCGAUCUCGGUCGAUAAUUCGCAGCUGCUUAAUUCUGUUGCCCGGAGUCUAGGUCUGCAUGACUUCUACCAGGUUGGACUAUGGAACUUUUGCGAAGGUUACAAUGACGAAGGCGUCACCCACUGCUCUAGCCCCAAACAAUGGUACUGGUUCAACCCUGUCGAGAUUCUUGUGAGCGAACUGCUCGCCGGAGCUCAGAUUGCACUCCCUGCUGAGGCCGUCACCGUCCUCAACUUGCUCAAGAUAGGCUCUAGAAUCAUGUACGGAUGUUUCAUGGCCGGCAUAUGCAUUGAUUUUGUCCUUAUUCCACUAAGCCUCCUCGUUAUUCGCACCCGUUGGUGGAGUUUGGUAAUAACGGUUCUUGCUUUCUGCACUGCGGUUCUUGUUUCCCUCGCAGCUAUCAUUGCAACUGUCAUAAGUGUUGCUGCUAAGGUCGCACUUACGGCGCAGGAUCAGCUCAAUAUCAAGGCAAACAUUGGCAUCAAGAUGUUUGUCUUCAUGUGGCUGGCUGCCAUUUUCACCGAUGUGGCAUUCCUGCUACAUGCUGCCAUGAGUUGCUGUUGCAGACCUAAUAGGGAUAAGCCGCAGAGUCCCCAACCAGAGAUGAGGGCAGCGCAUCCAAGCCUUCGUCAUCGAAGAGGGCAUAGGUCUUCAUCACAUUCGUCAUAGGAAGUUAUGCGGAUCCAACUUCAACUUCGAGGCCCUGCUGAUGAACAAGUUUGGUGUGGAAAGAACACCUUUGGCCCAGAAUUCCAAGAUGGUCCAGAAGCUAGACCACUUGAAGUUCUGGGAUCCAGACAUGAAAUCAAAAGCCUGCGCAAUAUUGCGCGCUCAUUUAAACUGUUUGGCUCAUUACAUUACACAGUACAGGGAAUAAUUGCAUAAAGCAUACUCAAUUUAGGUGUUUUUUCGCCUUGAGCACAAGGGAUGCAUAGCACAUAGGAUUUCACGGUAUAGACGGGCGAGCGAGGUCAGGGAACUGGCCAUAUAAAACGACUGCGUUGGACUGUCUCCCACGCAGAUGACAUUCUUUCACGGCGCUAAGGCUCAAAUAAUAGAAUAUAUACUGAGGAAAACAUAGCUUUGUAAUAAUCGUUUCUGGAUCCAACCGAUCCUUUUAUCAUACGAGAACCUCUAUUCUAAUACUUGAUGGUCCCAUUAGAGUGCCCCAGAGAACUGUUGACACUAGACUACCUAUCUUGAGCUCGAGACACUCAACCUCAAGUCGUCAUGGUGAUUAUUUAGAACAAAGAUUGACAAACAUAUGGUCAUGUCUCGUGCACCUGAUUAUGAAUUAAUGAUAUGAUCAUUGUAAGAACAUGUCUUUACCUAUUUUGCGUUCUGCUAGCACACCUACUCAUCCAAGAAACAUCGAUGGCUUCACAACACCAGAAGAAAGCUACAGUGACUGCCACACCGUUGGCCAAUGUUUCACCUUGAUGGUCGUGACCUUGCUAUACGCAGUCUAACCAGAACUAAACGACAUUCCCAAAGCUCGAACUCGUGCUGACAUCCUUGAAAGAGGCGUCGAUUGGCCUUGACUUUACAAUACUUGGUAUUGAAGGGAAAAUACACACCCACAAAAUGAAACUUGUUCAAGAACCCGAAUCUUUUGCAGAGAGGACACUAGGGCAAUGGGCAACUACUGGAGAAGCGCUCUCGAGGCAGUGCGCAUAGAAUGAGAACGGAAGGCGUCAUUAGAACCAUGGUAAAGGUCAAUGAAGAGAAAUGGGAGGGAUGCACGCCCUGAGCCUUUUCCUGUCCGCGACUGGUAGCCAAUGAUAAAUUGAAGCUCCAUGAACACCAAGAGCUUGCCAUGCGCAAAAUGAUGCAUCACGACUACUACCAUCUUAGCGAGGGUGCAUGCGGGUGAUAAGAUACAGGAAUAUUGAAGAAACGACUUUCGAGGCCAAUAGGAGAACUGACAAACCAGAAGCGGUAUCAUUGAGAAGACAUAAUUGCCCGCUUGUCAUACACUCGAUGAUGGGUUCAGGAGACGCAGAGAGACCGAAGCAUGAAUAAUAGUGACAAAUGGUAAAUUGAGUUCAACACAUGUCCUUCAGAGCUGAGAAAUUCGAACGACAGAAGGAAGAGAUAAUAACGGGCAGAAGACGGAAUCGGGGGUCAGGAGACCGUCAUCAACUGGUGUUCAACCACAGCCAGUCAUCAUUUGAUUGAUUAUCUAGUGAAAUACAGAGUAAUACGCCGCGUCUUCAUCUAACGCAACCCUUGCGAGCAGC
Molecule: messenger RNA, 3382 nt
Organism: Fusarium verticillioides 7600
Lineage: Eukaryota; Fungi; Ascomycota; Sordariomycetes; Hypocreales; Nectriaceae
Exons: 2
Coding region: 987-1811 (274 amino acids)
Biological process (GO): fungal-type cell wall organization
Cellular component (GO): cell cortex of cell tip; plasma membrane
Source: RefSeq, a predicted model, not a curated record